Pungitius pungitius (ninespine stickleback) is the source of this 1241-nucleotide messenger RNA. RefSeq names its product NADH:ubiquinone oxidoreductase core subunit S8a (gene ndufs8a). The transcript has 8 exons. Gene Ontology annotation, molecular function: NADH dehydrogenase activity; 4 iron, 4 sulfur cluster binding. The record is from RefSeq and is a predicted model, not a curated record. NCBI's taxonomy places the organism in Eukaryota, Metazoa, Chordata, Actinopteri, Perciformes, Gasterosteidae. Bases 163 to 795 code for a protein of 210 amino acids. Gene Ontology annotation, cellular component: membrane. Gene Ontology annotation, biological process: mitochondrial electron transport, NADH to ubiquinone; mitochondrial respiratory chain complex I assembly.
AGUAGGUGGCGGUAUGCAACUAGUCAAGUUGGUGCGACCCACCAGUACCAACCUUAAGAACAAGAAGAAGAAGAAGAAGGACGGCGAAGAACUUCCGGUAUACGCAGGGUCCGCUGUUCUGGUUUAGAAGGCCAAAUAGCGACUUUUUGCUUCAAAGACACGAUGGCUGCACCGUUGCGUUCACUUUACUCUGCGUCAAGGACAGGCACUUUUGUGUCCAGCCAGAUUCUAGCAAGGUCCUUCGGGGUGUCCACACAAAGGGAAGGAUUUAAGUAUGUGAAUGCCCAAGAGAUCCCCACAGACAUGAAGUCCAUCACAGAUCGAGCUGCUCAGACGCUGCUGUGGACUGAGCUCUUCAGAGGGCUGGGCAUGACGAUGAGCUACCUGUUUAGAGAGCCCGCCACCAUCAACUACCCGUUUGAGAAGGGGCCACUGUCACCUCGCUUCAGAGGAGAACACGCACUGCGCAGGUAUCCUUCAGGAGAGGAGCGCUGCAUCGCCUGCAAACUGUGCGAAGCUAUCUGCCCUGCACAGGCCAUCACCAUUGAAGCAGAGACUCGUCGUGAUGGCAGCAGGAGGACGACUCGCUAUGACAUCGACAUGACCAAAUGCAUUUACUGCGGCUUCUGUCAGGAGGCGUGUCCUGUGGACGCCAUUGUAGAGGGGCCUAACUUUGAGUUUUCCACUGAAACGCAUGAAGAACUGCUCUACAACAAGGAGAAGCUCCUCAACAACGGGGACAAGUGGGAGGCAGAGAUAGCUGCCAACCUAAAAGCUGAUUACCUCUACCGAUAGACAAACACACACAGUGUACAGGUAGCACAUACAAGAAUAACCUCCCCGACUCCCAUACGUCCAUACUGUACAUACAUAGCGGAGACGUACUCUUUUCAAAUCAAUCAUCACCAACAGAUUGUCUCUGGUUUCAAUGUCAUCCCUUCUGAAGUAAUCUAACUGUUGUGGAUGACAUAUUUAUUGUGGAAUAAUGGCUGUGUGUAUGUGUGACGUCUACUGCGGCCCAUCUGCCUCAGCAUGCUGCAGUCAUCCACAUGGUUACGUCUGCACUUUCCCAUGAAACUAAAAGGUUCUGCUGUGUCAGUAAUUGGCCCUGGUAAUGAUUGAAGAUAGAGGUCCCACACCAAUAUACAUGAGUUAUUGUUCAUAUAUUGGACAUCAGUGCAGAUUUGCGCUUUGUAUUGUUUCCACCUUUUAGUCAAUGAAUAAAAUCCUGGUAGAAACUG